GUAAACAGUAUCAGCAAACCAUCGCAGGCCAGCAGACCAGCAGAUAUGGGGUUAAUGUUUCGAUUCCCACUCGCUCUGCUUUACCGGCAAUGGGCACAGCGAGCGGAAUAUGUAAAGAGCCAUGAAUUACUAUAUGUAAGUAGUAUAUCCAACGCAUUUCCGAAUUUCACUGCUCAUCUCAUCAGUCAUGGUGCAUUUACCUGAUCAGCACCUUUUUGAAAACACGCAACUUGUGCUUCUUGCGAUAGCUUCUCUUGGGGUGGUAGGGGCGUACCUGUUUAAAUCACAGAGUGCCCGAUCUCUGCCACUUCCACCUUCCCCACCCACAUGGAGACUUUGGGGGCACUCCCUACCCGGUCACAACGCCUAUCACACUAUAGCAGGAUGGAUUGAACAGUACGGUCCUCUGAUCACCGUCCGCUCAGGAACUGAGAAAAUCGUUAUCAUCGGUCGUCACCAAGCCGCAGUGGAAAUCAUGGAGAAGCAGGGCGGAUCGCUCGCCAAUCGUCCUCGCAUGAUUGCAGCUGGAGAACUCCUCAGCGGCGGACUGUUCGUCGCGUUUACACCCGCUGGAGACAGGCAUCGUCGGAUGCGUAGAGCACUUCAUACGCAUCUACAGCCUAAAGCAGCUGAAGGGUAUCAUCCCCUGCAGAUAUCACACGCGAAAACGACGGUGCUCGAGAUUCUCGAUGAUCCAUUGAACUUCCAGAAGCAUGCAUCGAACUAUUCUGCGAGAACGGUCGUCAAAAUGACAUAUGGGGAAAGUCUGCCCGCGGCUACGAUUGAUACCGAAGUGAAAGAGAUGCGCCAGUUCAUCGAAACAUUCCGCCUAGCUCUGCUCCCUGGCGCUUACCUGGUGGACUCGUUCCCAUGGCUCAAAUACGUUCCUGGGUAUGGACGAAACUUAAAGCGGGAGUUUGAGAAGACCAAGAAACUCUACACCAUUCAGCUGGACCGAGUUAAACAACAAAUAAAGGACAAUGUGGAAGUCGGGCCUUCGUUCGCGAAAUACAUGCUAGACAAUGAUCUCUAUGGUUUGUCAGAGAUCGAGAUGACAUUUCUUGCUGGCACUUUCUUUGGAGCAGGGUCUGAUACGAUUGCUGUGGCAAUGUGUACAGUACUGAUGGCAGCAGCACGUUUCCCCGAGGAACAAGCCAAAGUUCAGGCCGACAUUGAUGCAGUGAUCGGAAGGAAGCGAGCACCGACCUUCGCCGACCAAGAAUCCCUUCCUCGUCUUCAGGCCUUCAUCUCCGAGGCCUUGAGAUGGAGACCAUUGGGUGUUUAUGGAUUUGCUCACCGAACGAUUCAAGAUGUCAUUUGGGAAAACUAUUGCAUUCCCUCCGGGACUACGGUAUACGGCAACCAUUGGGCUAUCUCUCGAGAUCCGGAAGUCUACCCCGACCCUGAUUCGUUCAAGCCUGAGCGCUGGAUUAACGACCAAGGUCGCCUGAGAGACGACCUCACAUACUUUGUCUAUGGUUUUGGUCGGCGCGUAUGCCCCGCUCAACACGUCGCGAACAGAGCGAUAUUCAUAACCUCACUCCUUAUUCUGUGGGCUUUCAACCUCAGGGUGGAUCCUACGAAGCCGCUGGAUGACUUUGGUUUCGUGGCUGGCGUGAUGCCAUAUGACCGGCCGUGCACUAUUGACUUUAAGACCAGGAUUCCGGAAGACGAGCUCAGGCUUAUGAUGCAGAAUCAUGCGGAGGCCGCAUGAGACGUAUUGAUGCCUGGAUGGGAUCGUCUUACUUAAAGAGCGAACUUUGAAUACGUUUGGAACAGGCCAAUCAACUCGUUUAUCACUCUCAGAUACCACGGUGGCACGUCGGACAAAUAUUAUGUGAAGGCCACUGUUUGGUAACUUUCUGCAGCAUGUGAAAGUCUUGGUCUACAGCAGGAUUUGUACCAGAAGAGCUCGAGGCCAGCUGAGAGAAGAGUUAGAAGACGUGUCAAUCCUUGCAUUCCUGAUCAUUACAUACGAGGAUAGAAUCACUGUGCUGAAGUAGCAAUCAGUGACGUCCACGACGGAGCCAACUCC
Molecule: messenger RNA, 2035 nt
Organism: Suillus clintonianus
Lineage: Eukaryota; Fungi; Basidiomycota; Agaricomycetes; Boletales; Suillaceae
Product: cytochrome P450
Exons: 13
Coding region: 188-1714 (508 amino acids)
Molecular function (GO): heme binding; oxidoreductase activity, acting on paired donors, with incorporation or reduction of molecular oxygen; monooxygenase activity
Source: RefSeq, a predicted model, not a curated record